Molecule: messenger RNA, 4332 nt
Organism: Xyrauchen texanus (razorback sucker)
Lineage: Eukaryota; Metazoa; Chordata; Actinopteri; Cypriniformes; Catostomidae
Product: adenylate cyclase type 1-like
Exons: 21
Coding region: 1-3393 (1130 amino acids)
Biological process (GO): cAMP biosynthetic process; adenylate cyclase-activating G protein-coupled receptor signaling pathway; intracellular signal transduction
Cellular component (GO): plasma membrane
Molecular function (GO): adenylate cyclase activity
Source: RefSeq, a predicted model, not a curated record
AUGAAUGGCCCCGGCAUGGAGGAAACGCCGUUUCAGAAAGUCAAGACCCGGCGCAAGAAGAGCCACUGUCCGCCCGGGGUUAUCGCGUGCGAGGAUGAGUUUGACUGCAAGGAGCUCGAGUCCCUCUUUCACGACUAUAACCUGAAGCUGGAGCAGACUUCCACCAUGAAAGCGCUGGCCGUGCUGCUGCUGCUAUCCACCUCUCUCAGUCUGCUGGAGCUGCUGUCCGGACCGAACCUCACCGUCUCCAAGGGCUCUUACCCCGUACACUUCAUCAUCUUCAUCGCGCUCUUUGUCGUCACCAAUGUCAAGUACCUGCAGGUGAUGCAGCUGCAGCAGAUCAUUCACCUGACCCUGCUCUUCAGCUUCACCUUCUGCAUCCUCUGCUGUCCAUUCCCACUCAUCUCCGGAGCUUCUGGUCCAGAUCAGGGCGUGUGGCAGCUCGUUCUGCUCACAUUCGUGACGUAUUCUCUCCUGCCCGUCCGGACGCUGCUGGCACUGCUGUUCGGAAUCAUGGUCAGCGUAUCGCACAUGAUUGUCACAGCAACGUCAGUCAAAACGCACAAACUGUGGAGAAUGCUGGUUGCAAACACAAUGCUUUUCACAGGUAUGAAUCUGUCGGGUCUGUUUGUACGGAUACUGACGGAGCGAGCGCAGAGGAAAGCUUUUCUACAGGCCAGAAACUGCAUCGAGGAGAGACUGCGUAUGGAGGACGAGAACGAGAAACAGGAACGUCUUUUAAUGAGUCUGUUGCCAAGGAAUGUUGCGAUGGAGAUGAAGGAAGAUUUUCUUAAACCACCAGAGAGGAUCUUUCACAAGAUCUACAUCCAACGGCAUGACAACGUCAGCAUCCUGUUUGCGGAUAUCGUGGGCUUCACUAGUCUGGCUUCGCAGUGCACGGCUCAGGAGUUGGUCAAACUGCUCAAUGAGCUCUUCGGCAAGUUUGAUGAGUUGGCCACGGAGAAUCACUGUAGGCGAAUCAAGAUUCUGGGCGACUGUUACUACUGUGUUUCAGGACUAACUCAACCCAAAACUGACCACGCUCACUGCUGUGUGGAGAUGGGCCUGGACAUGAUCGACACCAUCACGUCAGUGGCUGAAGCUACAGAGGUGGAUCUGAACAUGCGUGUGGGAUUGCACACGGGACGUGUGCUCUGUGGGGUGUUGGGUCUCAGAAAGUGGCAGUAUGAUGUGUGGUCAAAUGACGUGACGCUGGCCAAUAUGAUGGAAGCAGGUGGACUGCCAGGGAAAGUUCACAUCACAAGCUCGACACUGGAGUGUCUGAAUGGAGAUUAUGAGGUGGAACCAGGAAACGGUCGAGAGAGACACCCGUUCCUGCUCAAACACAACAUAGAAACCUUCUUCAUAGUGCCAUCUCACCGCAGGAAGAUUUUUCCUGGUCUGAUACUUUCAGACAUCAAACCUGCCAAAAAGAUGAAGUUUAAGACGGUGUGUUAUUUACUGGUGCAGCUCAUGCACUGCAGAAAGAUGUUCAAAGCUGAGAUCCCAUUCUCAAACGUCAUGAAUCUCGAGGAUGGAGAUAAGGUACAGGGUGAGACUGUACGCAUGUUAAACUGUAUCUGUGAUUGGCAGAGACGUGUGCUCCGCUCCGCACCAGAGAAGCUGAGGAACCGAACGCCAGUGUCAGCGAACCCCACUCAGAGUAGUCCAGGAACACGGGUGAACCGCUACAUCAGCCGCCUGAUCGAAGCACGACAGACAGAGUCCGACACUGCCGACUUAAACUUCCUCACGCUCAUGUAUAAAAACUCUGAGCGUGAGCAGAGAUAUCAUCAGUUGAAUGAUGAGUAUUUCACUGGAGCAGUGCUGCUGGCUCUCAUUCUUGCUGCACUGUUCGGCAUCAUCUAUCUACUAAUCAUACCACAGGGGACUGUCGUGCUGCUGCUGUUGGUUUUCUGCAUCUGUUGUUUAGUCGCUUGUAUCAUGUAUCUGCACAUCACUAGAGUUCAGUGUUUUCCAGGGUGCCUCACCAUACAGAUCCGCACAGUUCUGUGUGUGUUCAUAGUGCUCUUAAUUUACGCUGUGGCUCAGGCCUUUGUGGUAGGCUGUAUGCCGUGGCUUUGGUUCACCAAUUCCACCCACUCCAUCGUGAUCAUUGACGCAACCAGUGGGAUGAACCGCACCAUGACCGAGCUUCCAUGUGAGGGUGUGCAGUAUGCCUUCAUAUCCUGCAUGGUUGGCACACUGACCAUGGCGCUGUUCCUUCGAGUGUCCUGGGUGCCCAAAAUGGUUUUGUUAUUAGUGCUGGUGGUGCUGUACGUCACCAUACUGGAGCUGAGCGGAUUCAGACACACUACAGGAAGGUCUGGCUCAUUCAGUGUUCGCAGUUUGGAGCCCAUCCUGUCUCUGCUGUUGUUCUCCACUGCACUGGCCCUUCACUCCAGACAGCUGGAUCUCAAACUUCGCCUAGACUUCCUCUGGGCCACACAGGCAGAGGAGGAGAGAGACGGCAUGGAGAAAGUGAAACUGGACAACAAGAGAAUUCUCUUUAAUUUGCUGCCUGUGCACGUGGCACAACACUUUUUACUGUCAAACCCCAGAAAUAUGGAUCUCUAUUAUCAGUCCUACGCCCAGGUUGGUGUGCUGUUUGCAUCCAUACCCAACUUUAAUGACUUCUACAUUGAGCUAGAUGGUAAUAACAUGGGCGUAGAGUGUCUCAGACUGCUGAAUGAGAUUAUCGCUGACUUUGACGAGCUCAUGGACAAAGAAUGUUACAAAGAUAUUGAGAAAAUCAAAACUAUUGGCAGCACAUAUAUGGCAGCAGUUGGAUUGGUGCCUACUAUUGGAACCAAGGCAAAAAAAUCCCCUGCAACCCACUUGAGUACAAUAGCAGACUUUGCCAUUGAAAUGUUUGAUGUCCUUGAUGAAAUCAACUAUCAGUCAUAUAAUGAUUUUGUCUUGCGAGUGGGUAUUAAUGUAGGUCCGGUAGUCGCAGGAGUUAUUGGUGCUCGGAGGCCACAGUAUGACAUUUGGGGGAACACAGUGAAUGUCGCCAGUCGCAUGGACAGCACUGGGGUGCCAGGGAAGAUCCAGGUGACAGAAGAUGUCUACCGGUUGCUUCAGAACAACUACGAUCUGGUGUGUCGAGGUAACAUCAGUGUGAAAGGCAAAGGUCAGAUGCUCACCUACUUCCUGGAGGGCAAAGCUCAAGAUGUAGGUAACAGAGCACCUCACCACACCGGUGGUCUGGACAGGCGUGUUCAUGCCAUCGCUCGCACCAGCAGUUCACAAACCAAGAAUGGCAGCACAUCAUCUCUCACCUCAGGCCUCACUGCGAAGGCUGGCGGGAGUCAAAGUCACAGUGCUGCCACUAUCAAUGUGCCUACCGUCGGAGAAGAGGGUGACCCCAAAAAGGACAUAGAAGAAGUGUAGAGGACAGAUCUGAAUAGGACAGAAAAAUGUACUUGGACAUCUCAAAAACGUCAAACUGAGGGACACAGCAGUGGUGAUUACAGCGACAAAACUGUGGCAGGGGAAAAAACUAAAUCAACACUGUUUUACAAAUAAUCAACAAGACAUGAGUAAAAUAUGGAGGACCAAAGAACUCGCAAUGAAAUAAUUAAACAAUAAAUAAUUAACCCCUUAAACAUUGUGGGCAGGGCCAGAAAUGUGCAAUAAGUUUAUAAAAUUAUUUUUAAAAUAAUCAUUUUUCAGAACAACCCAUACAGUCUCAGAUUUUAUUACGCUUUGUCAAGGGGUAUGGGCGCAAUAAUAGGUUUUUGGUGGAUUUCCGCCCCAGCCGUCAAACCAAAGAUAGAUAACACUGAAUUAUAAAGAAGUUUUACAUUUUUCCAGCAGAAAAAGGAUGAUUAACAAAUCAUCUGCUUAAUAUGUUCUUGACUAUUAAUAUAAUAUAUCUCAGCAUUUUAACAACACCUAGACUUAGCUUACUGUCCACUCAGGGGAUGAGAUAUUUGACUAAACUUUGGGGAAGAUGCGUGGGACUGCAAAAUAGACUGAAUGUCUAUGGACGAGCAAAUGGCGAAUGCUCAACUGGGUUAGAACAGCAUCUGCAUUUCAGAUCUGUAUAUUGUGAUGGAGGCAGAUAAAGGGCAAAUUUCUUUUUCCUUGUACUUGCUGCCAUCUAGUGGAAUGAACUGGCACUUUCUGCAGGUACAUGAGAGCAAACAGAGUUUAAUCACAGGCUUUCAAAGACAGGAUAAAAAUGUCUGUUCGUCAUAAGACUGUAAACAUAUGCAAAAUUAUUUAUAAAUGAUUGGAUUUUUUUGUGGUGGGGUUUCUGUAAUAUGAGAGCAAUAUUUUGCAAUAUGAUCACUGUAUGUGUGAACGGUAAGCUUCUAAAUUUGGGUG